This is a messenger RNA of Zingiber officinale, 1775 nucleotides long. RefSeq names its product cytochrome P450 704C1-like. The transcript has 4 exons. The record is from RefSeq and is a predicted model, not a curated record. The coding region runs from base 45 to 1652 and encodes 535 amino acids. Gene Ontology annotation, molecular function: monooxygenase activity; iron ion binding; oxidoreductase activity, acting on paired donors, with incorporation or reduction of molecular oxygen. NCBI's taxonomy places the organism in Eukaryota, Viridiplantae, Streptophyta, Magnoliopsida, Zingiberales, Zingiberaceae.
GCGUUACUUGCUCAACACCCUUAAUCGACCGACUCCCCUUCUUCAUGGCAGCUUUGGUCGCUGCUUCUGCCGCUUCGGCGGUCGAGUUUCUGCUACUCGCUGCUGUCCCCGCCUUCUUUUUCUUCUUCUUCUUCUUCGGCAGCGGCGGCUGGAAGAGGAGGCAAGUACUGCUUCCCCCGGUGGUGGGCACCAUCUUUCACCAGUUCCUCAACCUCCAAAGGCUUCACGACUACCACACGGAGCUGUCGCGCCUCCACAAGAACUACAGGUUGCUCUCGCCCUUCGGCCGCCAGCUCUACACCGCCGACCCUGCCGUCGUCGAGCACAUACUCAAGACCAACUUCAACAACUACGGCAAGGGAUUGUACAACUACAUAAAUCUACGCGAUUUGUUUGGAGAUGGCAUAUUUGCCGUCGACGGCGACAAGUGGCGCCACCAGCGGAAGCUCGCGAGCUUCAACUUCUCCACCAAAUCCCUGAGAGAUUUCAGUGGUUCCAUUUUCAAAAACAGUGCUUCCGAUCUCGCAAGAAUCCUCUCUGCCUAUGCCAAUUCCAACGAACAGUUCGAUAUGCAGGAACUCCUGAUGAAAUCCACCAUGGACUCCACCUUCAAGAUCGCAUUCGGGUUCGAGUUGGAUUGCAUGGGUGGUUCGAAUCAGGACGGUGUCGAGUUCGCCAAAGCAUUCGAUAAAGCAAACGAGUUCACCCUGUUGCGGUAUGUGAAUGUCUUCUGGAGGAUCACGAGACUUUUGGGAGUUGGGUCCGAGGCAGCUCUCAAGCAAAAUCUCAAAGUGAUCGAUGAAUUCGUGUACAAAGUGAUGGACAUCAGGUUCAAAGAAAUAGCCAAUGCUCAUCAGGAAAAGGGGGAUGACAUUCUGUCAAAGUUCUUGGAGGAGAUCAAGCAUCCGCAGACGACGAUGGACACGCGAUAUCUGAGAGACAUAAUUCUGAACUUUGUCAUCGCCGGAAAAGAUACCACCGCCGGCUCGCUCGCUUGGUUCUUCUACUUGAUCUGCAAGGACCCCUCAGUGCAAGAGAAGAUACAUCGAGAAGUGAAGCGAGUGGUGCUACUCGAAACUAAAGAGUGCACAGACUUUGUAGAGUUUUCGCGGAACAUAAACGAUGAAUCCCUCAACAAUCUCCACUAUCUUCAUGCUUCCCUCACCGAGACACUUAGGCUCUUCCCCGUAGUUCCUCUAGUGAGUUUAAGUGCUACAAUUAGCCGAAAUGGCAUGAUCUUUGAUGAGAAUUCUUUUCUUCUUCUGCAGGAAAACAAGGUUUGCUUCUCAGAUGACAUUCUACCGGGAGGCUACAAUGUGAGCAAAGGCGACAUUGUGUUUUUUCAGCCCUAUGCGAUGGGUAGAAUGGAGUAUCUGUGGGGCGAGGAUGCCGAAAGUUUUCGGCCGGAAAGAUGGCUCGAUGAUGAAGGGAUCUUCCAGCCUGAAAGUCCAUUUAAAUUUGUAGCUUUUCAGGCUGGUCCAAGAAUCUGCUUGGGGAGAGAAUUUGCCUACAGGCAGAUGAAGACAUUUGCAGCAGUUCUUCUCUACUUCUUUCAGUUCAAGCUCAGUGAUGAGGAGAAGGUUGUUCGCUACAAAACCAUGACCACGCUUCAAAUUGAUCAAGGUCUUUAUCUUCAGGCAUCCUCGAGAUAAAGAACAUCUGAAUGAACUGUGCUUGCAAAAAUAAGUUUAAAGAAUACUCUGGCUUUAAAUAAAAAAUGCAAAGUAAAUAAGUGUUUGCCUUUUGGAAAUGAAUGAUUCUAAUUAUUUCCUGUC